GAUACAUUAUCGAAAUAAUUUUGUUUAUUAUUUUGUAUUUGUUAAUUUUUUUCCUCGACAAAUUUCACCAAAGACAAUGUACGAUCGAUGUCCGAACGUUUAAUGCAAUUCUUAUAUCAAACAUGCCAGGCGUCAAAAUUCAUAAGUUGUCGCGUAAAAAUCGAAAAAUGUGAAAUUAAUCGCAUUUAUAGCAAUGCGUUCGUCAAAAUGUUAAUAAAAAAAAAAGGAUUAACUUCUUUACAAUCUUGAAUAUAAAUCCUGUGUUAAUUGUUCAUUGAACACGUUAAGUAACCUCCGCAAAUAACCUCUUACUCUCAGCAAGACGCGAUUAAAAUUGGAAACUCACGCUGUCUAAUUAAUUCGCACCAAGUAGAAAGAAAAAGAACAAAAAAAAAAAAGAAAAAAGGGAAAACUCUCGAAGAAUCGUAAAUUGCGAUGGUUCGACGAUCGAACGAUGGAUCUUAGUGUACCGCGAACUAGCGCGACCAAUAAAAAAUCCAACACGUUAUCCGGGAAUAAAAAUUCAACUCCGAUAUCGUCGUCUUCGAUUAAAUCCAAAGAAUUGAAAUCCAAGAAUAACGGUAGAACAGUCGAAUUAUCGAGCAGAACGUUCGGUAAUCAAUUGCGAUCUAAUAAGCCAAAGGAUUCGACAAAAUUUCGUGAAAAAAUCUACGAAAAAAAGCGUAUUGCGACGGCCGUAGAGAAGUCGUCGCAAAGAGGCUUUCAAGUUGAAAAUUCUAGGACGAAAAAAAGUUUAAUUCCUAGCAUUGUAAAAACUUUCAAUCGAAAUAUCAAACUAGACGAAUCGAUGACAAUAAAAAAAAAACGGAUGGCGAAGGAGCUUGAUAGAUCGGAUAAGCUCGGGCAGGAAUCAAGUUCCAAGUCGAUGAGACAAUUGUUUAGCAUCGCUGAUUCUUGGAGUAGUGAUUCCUUAGUUAGUCAUUCGGAUAGUUGCACCUGUUGUCACAAAAAGGAAUUAUGUCCUAUUCACGGAAAGAAUAGUUUCGCGAAUAAUAAAAGAUAAUCGAUUUUAUAGUCAUCAAAGGUAGGAUAACUUACAUAAAACUCUAAAAUGGGAAUUGGCCUUACUAAGAAUUUGUUCCAAUUAUUUUUUGUGCA
Polistes canadensis is the source of this 1119-nucleotide messenger RNA. RefSeq lists its product as uncharacterized. The transcript has a single exon. Bases 455 to 1024 code for a protein of 189 amino acids. The record is from RefSeq and is a predicted model, not a curated record. NCBI's taxonomy places the organism in Eukaryota, Metazoa, Arthropoda, Insecta, Hymenoptera, Vespidae.